Messenger RNA from Conger conger (European conger), 1296 nucleotides. Its product is annotated as D(1) dopamine receptor-like. Gene Ontology annotation, molecular function: dopamine neurotransmitter receptor activity, coupled via Gs; G protein-coupled receptor activity. The record is from RefSeq and is a predicted model, not a curated record. The transcript has a single exon. Gene Ontology annotation, biological process: G protein-coupled dopamine receptor signaling pathway; adenylate cyclase-activating adrenergic receptor signaling pathway. Gene Ontology annotation, cellular component: membrane. The coding region runs from base 1 to 1296 and encodes 431 amino acids. Lineage: Eukaryota; Metazoa; Chordata; Actinopteri; Anguilliformes; Congridae.
AUGAGUUUAAACUUCUCUGCAGGCCUUGACAGUGGGCUGUCUGAGCAGCACUCGUCUAGGCGCGUGCUCACAGGCUGUUUCCUCUCUUUGCUCAUCCUCUCCACUCUUCUGGGGAACACAUUAGUUUGUGCCGCUGUUAUCAAGUUCCGCCACCUUCGUUCCAAAGUCACCAACGUCUUUGUAAUCUCUCUGGCAGUGUCAGACUUACUGGUGGCCAUCUUGGUAAUGCCGUGGAAGGCUGUGACAGAGACUGCUGGCUUCUGGCCAUUCGGCUCCUUCUGUAGUGUCUGGGUGGCAUUUGAUAUCAUGUGCUCCACGGCGUCCAUCUUGAACCUGUGCGUCAUCAGCGUAGACAGGUACUGGGCCAUAGCCAGCCCAUUCCGCUACGAGAGGAAGAUGACACCCAAAGUUGCGUUUGUGAUGAUCAGUGUGGCAUGGAUCCUCUCUCUCCUCAUCUCUUUCAUCCCUGUACAGCUGAAUUGGCACAAGGCACAGACCACCAACUACUCUGACCAUAAUGGGACCUCCUAUGGAGACCUUCUGCCUGACAACUGUGACUCCAGUCUGAACAGGACUUACGCCAUCUCAUCGUCUCUCAUCAGCUUCUACAUACCCGUGGCCAUUAUGAUCGUCACGUACACUCGCAUCUACAGAAUAGCCCAGAACCAGAUCAGACGCAUCUCAGCCCUGGAAAGAGCAGCAGAGAGUGCCAAGAACCGGCACAACAGCAUGGGGAACAGUUCAAAUAUGGAAGGAGAGAGUUCCUUCAAGAUGUCUUUCAAACGAGAAACCAAAGUGUUAAAGACCCUGUCUGUAAUAAUGGGUGUGUUUGUGUGCUGCUGGCUGCCCUUCUUCAUCCUGAACUGCAUGGUGCCUUUCUGUGAGCAGACAUGGGCUGAUGGGCACACCACCCUUCCCUGCGUCAGCUCCACCACCUUCAAUGUGUUUGUGUGGUUUGGCUGGGCAAACUCCUCGCUCAACCCCAUCAUAUAUGCCUUCAAUGCUGACUUUCGCAGAGCCUUUUCCACGCUGUUGGGCUGCCACAGACUUUGUCCAGCCAGCAGCAGCGUAGAGAUAGUCAGCAUCAACGACAGUGGAGCCCCACCGCAGCUGCUGCGCAAUCAGCCCAGAGCGGGCAUCUCCAGCCUCAGGCAUGCCCUGCCUCACUCCGUGCUCUGCCAGGAGGGGGCGCUGCAGAGCGAGGAGAAUGGUGAUGGGGCUGCUGUGUCUGGCUCCCUGGAUAGCGAAGCUGACCUGCCUUUGGAAAAGAUAAAUCCCACUGCACAAAAUGGGUAG